AUGCCCCUUCCAUUGGCUCUUCAGGCUCGGUUAGCCAAGAGAGGAAUUCUGAAGCAUGUGGAAACAGAGCCAGCAGAAGAGGUCAUCGCGGAAGAUUAUGAUGAUGAUAAUGUAGAUUAUGAAGCAACCCGGAUAGAGAAUCUUCCUCCAAACUGGUACAAAGUGUUUGACCCAGACUGGGGCUUACCUUAUUACUGGAACGUGGAGACGGAUAUGGUGUCAUGGUUGUCUCCGCAUGAUCCCGGUGCUAUUAUCAGCAAAAGCUUAUCCAAACACAAAGAAUCUGAGGAAAGGUCGGAGAGGUCUGAGAGGUUGGAGAGGUCUGAGAGGUUGGAGAGGUCUGAGAGGUUGGAG
This is a messenger RNA of Staurois parvus, 354 nucleotides long. The record is from the annotation of a GenBank genome assembly. NCBI's taxonomy places the organism in Eukaryota, Metazoa, Chordata, Amphibia, Anura, Ranidae.